AUGUCUUUCUUCACCAGAGUUCUGACGAUGAAAUGCAAGCAGACACUUGAAUGUGAGAGGACUUACUUUUACCAGGCGCUUUUUGCCAGCAGCAGGUUUCCCGGGCAGCCGCGGCUGUGCAGCAGCCAGCCCCUGGAAGUGCGGAGCAGCCCGCGGGCAGCGGCGGGGAACAAAGGCGAGGGGCGCGGAGCGGAGCUGCUGGAGCCCCCCCCGCGCCGCCUGGGCAGGGUGAAGAGCCUGCACGAAAUGCCCGGACCCAACACCCUCUACAACCUCUACGAGUUCUUCUGGAAGGACGGCUUCGGCCGCAUUCAUGAAAUCCAGCAAAAACACACUCAGGAAUAUGGAAAGAUCUUCAAGUCUCACUUUGGUCCCCAGUUUGUUGUAUCCAUUGCAGAUCGAGACAUGGUUGCUCAAGUGCUCCGAGCAGAAGGCAGAGCACCACAAAGAGCCAACAUGGAAUCCUGGCAGGAGUACAGAGAUUUACGGGGCAGAGCCACGGGGCUCAUUUCUGCGGAGGGGGAGCAGUGGCUAAAAAUGAGAAGUGUACUGAGGCAAAAAAUUCUGAAACCCAAAGAUGUGGCUGUUUACUCUGAAGGAGUCAAUGAAGUUAUCACAGACUUAAUUAAAAGAAUCCACACCCUCAGAAGUCAAGAGGAGGAUGGGGAAACAGUGACCAAUGUUAACAACCUUUUCUUCAAGUAUUCAAUGGAAGGUGUGGCCACUAUUCUGUAUGAAUGCCGGCUGGGCUGCCUGGAAAACAACAUCCCACAGCAGACUGUUGAAUAUAUUGAGGCUCUGGAAUUGAUGUUUAGCAUGUUUAAGACCACUAUGUAUGCAGGUGCUAUUCCCAAAUGGCUUCGUCCACUUAUUCCAAAACCCUGGAGAGAGUUCUGCAGAUCCUGGGAUGGACUCUUCAAAUUUAGUCAAAUCCAUGUUGACAACAAAUUGAAGGCUAUUCAGUCUCAGCUGGACCAAGGAGAAGCAGUGAAUGGUGGGCUACUUACACACCUCCUAGUGAGUAAGGAACUUACUUUGGAAGAGAUCUAUGCCAACAUGACUGAAAUGCUUCUGGCAGGAGUGGACACAACUUCUUUCACUUUGUCCUGGGCCAUAUACUUGUUGGCAAAGCACCCAGAGGUGCAGCAACGUGUUUAUGAGGAAAUAGUUAAUAAACUGAGGAAAGAUCAAGUUCCAGUUGCUCAUGAUGUCCCAAAAUUGCCUUUGAUUAGAGCUGUCCUGAAAGAAACCUUGAGGUUAUAUCCAGUAUUGCCAGGAAAUGGAAGAGUGACCCAAAAAGACUUGAUCAUUGGAGGAUACUUGAUACCUAAAGGGACCCAGCUGGCACUUUGUCAUUAUGCUACUUCAUACAGUGAAGAGAAUUUCUCCGUGGCAAAUGAGUUCCGACCUGAGCGCUGGCUGAGGAAAGAUAACUUGGACAGAGUAGACAACUUUGGCUCCAUCCCUUUUGGUUAUGGCAUUAGAAGUUGUAUAGGAAAAAGAAUUGCAGAGCUGGAAAUCCAUCUUGCACUGAUUCAGCUACUUCAGAAUUUUGAAAUCAAAAUUUCUCCCAAAACGGAACCAGUUCGUGCCAAAACUCAUGGACUUUUGACUCCUGGAAAUUCCAUCAAUGUCAGAUUUUCUGACAGGAAGUGA
This is a messenger RNA of Onychostruthus taczanowskii (white-rumped snowfinch), 1656 nucleotides long. Its product is annotated as cytochrome P450 27C1. Gene Ontology annotation, cellular component: mitochondrial inner membrane. The record is from RefSeq and is a predicted model, not a curated record. NCBI's taxonomy places the organism in Eukaryota, Metazoa, Chordata, Aves, Passeriformes, Passeridae. Gene Ontology annotation, biological process: cellular response to peptide hormone stimulus; C21-steroid hormone biosynthetic process; cortisol metabolic process. The transcript is spliced from 9 exons. Bases 1 to 1656 code for a protein of 551 amino acids. Gene Ontology annotation, molecular function: heme binding; oxidoreductase activity, acting on paired donors, with incorporation or reduction of molecular oxygen; monooxygenase activity.